AUGCGUGUCCUCUGGUUCUUGAAGCGUCUCAGUCGAAUGGUUAGAGGACAAAGCCUCAGGCGUCUGGCAUUUCCGCUCACUCUCUUGAUAGUAGCAGCUUCUCUUGGUCUCUAUCUUCUGCUUGCAUAUUCCCUAGCAAAUGAUCCUCGGCUUGUUCCGAUCGCAUUCCAGGAAGCUAAAAGUAUACUUCUGGUGACCGCACAUCCUGACGAUGAGACACUCUUCUUUAGUCCGACUAUUACCUAUCGCCGGGAUGACGCAAAUGUAAAGCGCUCAUUGAAACUACGACGGACUGGGCGACAAGCGACAAAGAUCUCCGAGGACCGAUGCGUUGUUCUAGAUAUUGCGGAACUCCAAGACAAUCCCAAGCAAUGGUGGGACGGGGAUAUGGUCAAGGAUCUCGUUUCUUCCUAUAAAGAAAAAUGGCAUGUUGACUUGAUAGUCACCUUUGACCACGGCGGUAUAUCUGGCCAUAUCAACCAUCGAUCUGUGAGCGCCGGUGUGCGUAAAUAUAUCCAAUCCACACCAGAUGCGCCCGCCGCAUACAUGCUCCAGAGUACACCACUUCUACGAAAAUACUCCUCCCUCCUCGACCUAAUCCCCACUACCAUCCCAUUCGCCUGGCGCAUACUGAAAGCCCUCCUCACCACGCCACUCGGUAAAGAAGUCGAGCAUAACACAGUACACGACGUCGUUCCGUUGGCUGCAUACAAUAAUAAAGCGCUUAUUGUUAGCUCGUGGAAGGCAUAUCGGGUCUCACGAGCGGCAUUCAGUCAGCACGAUAGUCAGUAUUCAUGGGAUCGUUCGCUAUACCUGGUGGUCAGCCGAUAUAUGUGGUUCAACACAUUGGCAAAGAUAGCAUAG
Molecule: messenger RNA, 864 nt
Organism: Aspergillus oryzae RIB40
Lineage: Eukaryota; Fungi; Ascomycota; Eurotiomycetes; Eurotiales; Aspergillaceae
Product: PIG-L family deacetylase
Exons: 5
Coding region: 1-864 (287 amino acids)
Biological process (GO): GPI anchor biosynthetic process
Cellular component (GO): endoplasmic reticulum
Molecular function (GO): N-acetylglucosaminylphosphatidylinositol deacetylase activity
Source: RefSeq, a predicted model, not a curated record